Rhopilema esculentum is the source of this 5346-nucleotide messenger RNA. RefSeq names its product beta-2 adrenergic receptor-like. The record is from RefSeq and is a predicted model, not a curated record. Lineage: Eukaryota; Metazoa; Cnidaria; Scyphozoa; Rhizostomeae; Rhizostomatidae. Gene Ontology annotation, cellular component: plasma membrane. Gene Ontology annotation, biological process: G protein-coupled receptor signaling pathway. Gene Ontology annotation, molecular function: G protein-coupled receptor activity.
GAAGCGUUCUAAUUGUCUACUGUACAACUGUUUGCAAAACUCUAGUUGACGUUGGAUUUAUUUCUUCUGGUAUGGGCUUGGUUUUGGCUUGGUAAUCGUAAUCUAAAACGUUUUUUGCUAAUCCUUAAGUGCAAUGAAAUCGCUGAAUUUUGCGGGUUUUAUAUUAGCUGUCAGCAAACAGUUCGACAUUGACAGUUUAUAAACAUCUAUACAAAAUUUGGUUCCCUGCGCAGUAACCUCUUUGAAGCAGCAAAUCAGAUGACUGAAUAAAACCAGCAACUGUGUGAGAUGGUUCUUAGAUUGCCACAACGAGCUUCAAAGAUACCACAUAAAGCCCCCGUACAAAACCAAUUGGAAAUGGAAGCCAGGGACUUAUACUGGAUAGCAGCUUUGAUUAUCGGUUCGUCAGCAAUAGCUGCAAAUUUGACUGUGAUUGUGACGUUUUGUCGCUUCAAAAGACGAAUUUUGCGUCGCAAAGUCAACAAAUUUCUGCUAUCACUUGCCUUCGCAGACCUGCUUGUUGGCGUGUUCAGUGUGUCAUUAGCGUCGUGCUUGCUGUCCAACCAACACGGAAUGGUAUACAAAGUGGCUGGUAACAUUCCCCUCUUUGGUAGUUUUUUCGCAUCCAUUUUGUCUCUGUCGCUGUUGUCUUUUGACAGAUUAAUAGCAGUUGAAAUGCCGCUAAGGUAUUGCUCGAUUGUGACUUGCAGGCGCAUAGCAGUUGCUCUUGCUUCAAAUUGGGGGUUUACCUUUCUAAUGUGUGUACAGCAAUAUUCUUUUUAUUUUGGCUUUUCUUACCGAGUUGAGCUGAGAGCACGUGGAACAAUAAUGAUUAUAUGCUUUUUCGUUGGUGCAACGAUACUAACCCUCACAAAUGUGUUACUGUACAAAGCUACAAAGGAGCAGUAUUUAAAGACUACAGAAAGUGAAGGUUUCUUUCAUAUAGAGAAAAGCUGCGGAGAAGAUACCGGGAGAGGCGAUACGCCGAAAAGGAGACGCCCAAAGAUGUCGGAUCUAGCAGCAACUAGAGAAUGUUUAUGCAUCGUUCUAGUUUUCAUUUGCUGCUACCUGCCGUUGUCGUUUUACCGUCUUAUUUAUACAUACGGCUUUACUUUCAAUGAUUUGCACGGAAGGAGAAUAUGUCUUUUAAUUGCGCUACUUAGUAGUGUUAUAAACCCAUGGAUCUAUUUCUUCAAGCGAAAGCAUUUUAGGGCCUUACUUUCAAAAAGACCUGCAAAACCGGAUGAAGAAACUUUCAAUCUGUAAAGUUACACGAAUGAAUAAUAAAUGCAAAGGGAACAUUUCUUGCAAUAUGUCAGAUAACAAGGGAUUUUAAUUUAUCCAAGCAAGCAAUAAAGCGAUUAUAUAAUUGUUGUCAACUAGUAUGAAUCCAUGCUGCCCAUAAUCGGCUUUCGAUAUACAGAUCUGUAUAUAAGAAGAAGAGCUGCUAAAUCAUGACCAUGUGCGAAAAACCUCCAAAGAAAACACCAGAAUAUUCAAUCAAAAUUACUGUUUACUUGUCUGUCAUAAAGUGCUUAAUGCUAUAAAGGCAGAACUGUAAACGCAACAGUUGCCUGAUUACUUGAUUAAGUUUGAAACUCGGUCAGAGAAGCAACUCAAAACCGUCCUGUUCUAUACACCAAAAUCGUAACGUACGAAUUCGUCGGCAACAGUAAGCAAAAGUAGCUUGCCCUGGGUACCAGAGCCUCAUUAAUCCGGAGAUAAAGUAUUGCAGACAGCUGCGAUUUCUCACUCAAAAAGAUUAUCUGAGACUGGAGACUCUGGUACCCUGGGAAGAUGUAGCUUUGUUCCUGAACUAGAUUUGCACUUUUGUUUGUGAUCACAACUUCCUCUUUAUUGCAUUUUUGCAUAUUUUGCACAUUUUACUUGUAACCCUUAUUGGCCAUGUGUACUAUGCUGAAGGUAUUAACAGACUAACGCAGUUUAAUUAACGCAGAAGUAAUAAUAUGAAUAACUGACUUACCUAAUACAGAAAUACUCUUUGAUAUAUUUAUUGUAAUGUUCUAGAAGUUUCUAGAAAAGUAUCAUUCCAGAAGGUUCGAGAAAGCGGAAAGAUUUAUUUUACAAAAAAUAGAAUUUAACUAAUACUACGAAUGUACUAGAAUGAUAUGAAAAUAUGAAAAAUAAACUAGAAUGUUAUACAGUAUCUAAACAAUCUGGUAUGAGUGUAUGUUUCCAACAUAUUAUUUAGAAUAGGGCAUAUUUCGUAGCGAUCAAAUUGUCAUCAUCAAUAGAGUAAUAUACAUAAUAGUAAAAAAUGCCAAGCAAAUUAGUCCGAAUAUGACUAGCAAAGUGAAGAGAAGACAGCUAUGAAUUCUGACAUAUUCCGUAAAAUAAGUUUAUUGCGGCUUAUAUAUGAGCUGUAAUUACAUUAUUGGUGUUUCAUCGACAAAAUUAAGUUUAUCUGAGGUGUAGAAAUAAAUUUUGUAGAAAAUAUAAGUUGCAGAUGUAUGAGGAUAUUAAGUCAAAGAAGAGACUUGUCCAUUGGUUUGACAAAGUGUAUCGUCUCUUCCGUGAUCUGAUGUGUACUCGCAUAACGAUUAAGCAACCAUCUGUAUGUUUUAUUAACAUCAACCUAAGUUCUAGAAGUAUAUCUCUUCUCAGCAAAUUGCUCUCCCUAUUUUUACCUAAUGCAGGAUCAAAGUCAUAUUGAAAUAAUUUUAUUAAAAUAACUUCAAAUUCAGUACGGGAAAAACAAAAGAAUUACAUAAAAACUGCAAGUCAAGGUGGAUAAUACCCUGGGUUCCAGAGCGUCAAGUGUAGCAAGUGGGGCGUCGAGGAAAUACACUGACGCUCUGGAACCCAGGGUAGGUAGAUAAGAAAUUUUAAUUAAAGUAUCAGUCACGUGGGAUUAACCUGAAAAAUUGGUUCUAGUAUUCCCUGACCGGAAGUAUGCUGAUGACUCGAAAAGUACUAGGGAUUGAGGAAGUUUGAAAAGAUGACGAAAUGUGGAAUUUCAGGCGGAAAUAGUUUAUAAUGAGGACAUUCAAAUGUUAUAAAAAGUAUUUUUAGUUUCUCUUGUACCUUGAUUGUUAGAUAUACUAGGAAAAAAUGUUAGAUAUUUUAUAGAUUUUAUGAAAAGAACACAUUCCGGCCCUUCCGUUUUGGAAGCUUUCUAGCAUCUUCAUUUUUCCAAAUAUAAGAAUAUACUUCAGAUAUAAUCGUAAAAUCUGGCUAUUCUCGGGAGUUUAGAAACGUUACAUAAAAAAUUGGAAUGGCAUAAAAAAAUUGAUGUUUCAUUCAACGAUCUUUUUGUGGUACAAAAAUUAAAAAUGGCUUUGAUAAAGCAAACAUUUGAGCUGGAGCUUUUCGUCUGACACUCUUCAGAGUAUAAAACGUCAGAACAUAGAUCAAAACACUAUGCUAGGAAAUAUAUAUACCCAGUUGUGGAUCGAAAUAGGCCAAUCAGAAACGCGAGCACAUGACUGUUGAGGCUGUCCAAUCAGUGCCGCUUGCCUAUUGAAAAUGUUACCAAUGGAGUCCUAGGGUGAAAACGAACUCCUUCUGUCUACACCGCUUUUGUAAUCUUUUGUGAAUCUCCCUUUGUCUGCAUCGUUUCUCUUUCAACUGAUAGCAUUGAUAAUCCUUACGUUGUAUGGAGUCAAUGGACAGGUGAUAAGCACGUAAUUAUGAUAACUUGGUCUAUACCAAUCAUUAGGUAUGAUAUCAUGCUUUUUGGAUCGAUAUCCUUGAAGAUAAAAUCAAAAGCUGUCAUCAUUUCAAAGAAGAAUGAUACAAAAGAAGAAUCCAUUAUACGAGUUGUCUAUCAACAGCUGCAAAACCUGAUUUUUAGAACCUUUUAGAUUUUAGAUAUUGCCAGGGAAUAAGCCAUGAACGAUUUUUUUUAAAAAGGUUAGAAAAAGCGGGCAUCUAAAGACACACUAAAGCUUUUUACUUGAGAGAAUAGUGAUAAAAAAUGUGAUCCUGCGGGUCUAGAACAACCUAAAAUACUUUUGGAAUCGCAAAGGUUUGUUAUGAAAACAUUUAAUCUACUGCUGGUACUCCAGAAUAUUGCACCCAAACAUUUCAUCCAAUCUUCAAUUUCUCAUCAUAUUCAUCAAUCUCUGUUUACAUUCAACGCCUACACUCUACACUUUACACUCCCAAUCUGUAUACCGCAAAAAUAAUUUCUCUAAAGACACUCCCAAUUACAAAACAUAACAAUAAAAGGUAUUAAUGAGCUAAAUAUUAGUAUUAUGUGAUUUGCACAAUUGCUCUGUAGCCAAUCAUAUAUAAAAUCUCAAGAUGAAGUGUCAAGCUUAACAAAUUAGUCAUUAGUGUAACAUAAAAACAACAAGAAUAUCGCUUAUUGCGAUGCUUUCGUGGGACUGUGAUGCUGCGCAGCGCAAAGUUCCCCCACACGGUUGCUUAACGGAGGAUAUACGAUAUUUGCCAAAAACAGGGUUUGCAGCCCCAUGCUCCAACGCUCUGUGUUUCAAAUUAGUUUGCUUGUUAUUGUUACAACCUACCGCUGGGUCAUUUUUAGCAUACUUACUAAGAGAGAGGGGCGAUUGCCCCUCAAGCCCAAAUAAUUUUCUAUUGUUUUAAACAAAAGGCAAUUGUCAUUUUUAUUCACCUCGAAAAUGCUCUGACUUGUCUCAAGGUGGUUUCAGGUGAUUUGCAUGUGAUUUCAGAUGAUUUCACGUGAUUUCAGGUCGUUUCAGGUGAUUUCAGGUGAUUUUAACUUUUAUAACAUACGGUCUAAAAGUCUAAAUAGAUAUAUUUAGCUUGAAGAUAAUAAAAACAAAGCUAUAAUUAAAGAAGAUACUAGGAAAAUGAACAAAAAGGGGCUCCCAGUUAAAAAGAACUGCUACUACGUAAGAUCUGUUAGAGUAAGCUUUCCAAAGUUGUGUUAGAGUUCACUUUCCAAAUAUUUUCUAAACCUAUUAUUGCAAGAAAGUCAGGGGGCUAUAGCUGUGCGGUGCCUGGGAAUAACAGAAAGUUGGCCACUCUCCGCACUCUAAGUGGAGGUCUUUUCGUGUCAGUAAAUCGAGCCACAGAACCUUUUUGUCCUCAGCCACUGGUCCUCUCAAGACAAUCUGGCUGCUGCUAGAAAAUUUUUUUCGAGUUUCUCGAUCUUGUAUCCGCGACCAAAGUUAAUCAAGCUCGGGACCUACCUGGCUAGGGCUUACUGAGAAUAUAUUUGGGUAUACCUUCUAACUUAUAUAGCUUUCUACUUUUCAAAAACUCAAAUAAACAAAAAAUUUAAUUCUUGUUGAAGCAAGAGCCUUGCAUUAUUCUUUAAUUAUUCUUAAAUUUCGGCGAUUUUGAGCCUUAAUAUUCUUAUAGACUAUAUUCCUAUAUAAAAAGUGUGUACACUGCAUA